UUCUUCUAUGCUCAGAUGCUGGAUCAUGAGUCCACCAACUGUGAGGUGUUCCGUAAGAACUUCCUCACAGACUGGAGAAGGGAGAUGACUCCAGAGGAGAGCAUACUGAUAACGGACUUGAAUAAGUGCGAUUUCUUCGAGCUUUUCUACCUGAACAAGAGGAGGGUGGAUGCCCAAUAUACCAUGAGCAAGGAAGAGAAACAGGUUAUCGCAGAGGCCAAUAAGAUGCUUACGGAAGAGUAUGGCUACUACACUCUGAACCAGCACCGUGAACGCAUUGGAAACUUCCGGAUUGAGCCCCCGGGCCUCUUCCAUGGCCAAGGGGAACAUGCCAAAGAGGGCAUGCUGAAGAGGAGGAUUCAGCCUGAGGACGUGAUCAUCAACUGCAGCAAACAGGCACGAAUCCCAGAGCCUCCUGCUGGUCACCGGUGGAAGGAAGUUCGCCAUGACAACACUGUUACAUGGCUAGCCAGCUGGACAGAAAACAUUCAGGGGGUCAGCAGCUACAUCAUGCUUAACGGCAGCUCCCAACCUCAGGGUGAGAAGGACUGGGAGACUUAUGAGCUGGCCCAGAGACUGCACUCCUACGUUGACCAGAUCCGGUCCCAGUACUACCAGGACAUGGAUUCCACAGAGAUGGCGAUUCGGCAGGGAGCCACCGCUCUCUACUUCAUUGACAAACUGGGCCUGAGUGUGGGGUGUGAAAAGGAGGUGAGCUGCUCCUCUCUCCGUGUGAAGAACAUCACUCUGCACAAAGACCGUGAUGGGAAUAAGUACAUGGUGGAGUUUGACUACCUGACCAAAGACCUCAUCCGCUCCUACAACAAAGUGCCCGUCACGCAGAGGGUCUAUAAGAACCUUGAAAACUUAAUCGAGACCAAGGAGGCGGGGGACAAAUUGUUCGAUCAACUGACCACAUCCACUCUAAACGAGUACAUCAGCUCACUGAUGCCCGGUCUGACCGCCAAAGUGUUUAGAACACACAACACCUCUGUAGCCCUGCAGAAGAGCCUGAGAGAACUGUCCUGCAUGUCAGAUGACCUUUCUGCAAAGCUGCUUGCCUACAACAGGGCAAACCGUGAAGCAGCAGUUCACGGUAACCGCCAGCAGGCGGAUACAAAAGACUUUGAGCAGUCCAUGGCUGGACUGCAUGCCAAGAUUGACAGUAUGACACAGGAGCUCGUCCAGGCCAAGACUGAGCUGACAGUGGCCACAUGGAAAGCCAAGGGCUGCCCCGACAGCAAGUGGCAUGAUGAGGUUAAGAAAAAGCGGAAAGCCACACGCCAGCUUGAGGACCAGCUACUGAAGCUGAACAUUCAGGCCAUUUGCAGAGAGGAGGGCAGGCAGAUCGCCCUGAGCACCAUGACAAUUAACUACCCGGACCCCCGCAUCACCAUCGCCUGGUGCAUGAACAUGAAUGUGCCCUUGGAGAGAAUCUAUAACGAAAGCCAGAGAGUGAAGUUUGCCUGGGCUAUUGACAUGACCAAAGCUGACUUUGAGUUCUGAGCCCCUACUGACCAUUCUAACAGCCCUGACCCCUUUCUCCCAAUCCCCCACCGCAAAACAAAAAACAAACAAAAAAAAGUGUUGUUUGAUUGAUGUAAUGAUUUUGAUUU
This is a messenger RNA of Conger conger (European conger), 1616 nucleotides long. Its product is annotated as DNA topoisomerase 1-like. Bases 16 to 1506 code for a protein of 496 amino acids. NCBI's taxonomy places the organism in Eukaryota, Metazoa, Chordata, Actinopteri, Anguilliformes, Congridae. The record is from RefSeq and is a predicted model, not a curated record. The transcript has 12 exons. Gene Ontology annotation, molecular function: DNA binding; DNA topoisomerase type I (single strand cut, ATP-independent) activity. Gene Ontology annotation, biological process: DNA replication; chromosome segregation; DNA topological change. Gene Ontology annotation, cellular component: chromosome; nucleolus.